Messenger RNA from Symbiodinium natans, 1341 nucleotides. The record is from the annotation of a GenBank genome assembly. NCBI's taxonomy places the organism in Eukaryota, Dinophyceae, Suessiales, Symbiodiniaceae.
AUGGUGGAUGCCGCAUUGACACUGCCAUGCGGCAUUUGCUUGCCGAAUCGCUUAGCCAAAGCCGCAACCUCCGAACAUCUGGGAGACCCCAGGACUGGAGAACCCACCCGGGACUUGGUCGAGCUGUACCGGAAAUGGGCCCAAGGAGGAGCUGGCCUCAUCAUCACAGGGAAUGUGAUGGUGGAUGCCUUGUAUCUGGAGGGCCCCUGCAACGUCAUAGCGAGCAGCGACAGUCCGACGAGCUUGUGGAAGGAAUGGGGCCUUGCCAGUACCACGGCAGCAGCGGGCAAUAAUGCACCAGUAUCCAUCGUGCAGCUAUCCCAUCCUGGACGGCAAUGCCCCUUGUCGGUGAGCUGGAAGCGGCCCGUCGCCCCGUCAGAGGUUUCCUUCAACUUGCCCGGCGUCGGCCUUCAACUUUUUCGGCGGCCGCGGUCCAUGACGGAGGAGGAAGUUCUUGCCCUGCCAUCUCAAUUUGCCGAAGCAUCUAAGAAGUGCGUGUCUGCCGGCUUCCACGGCAUUCAGGUCCAUGCUGCACAUGGGUACCUCCUCUCUCAGUUUUUGUCUCCGCACACCAACCGCCGGUCUGAUGGUUUCGGCGGCUCCUUGCGCAAUCGCAUGAGGAUUCUCUUGGACAUUGUUGCGGCCGUCCGCAAGGCGAUGGGGCCAGGCAAGCUUCUUUCAGUGAAGGUGAACUGCCAGGACUUCCGAGCCGGUGGUUUCAAGGAGUCGGAGGCGUUGGAGCUCAUGGCCGAGCUGGAAAAGGCUUCGGUAGAUUUGGUCGAGGUGUCGGGAGGCACAUACGAGCACAUGGUUUGCAUGGGCCAAAGCGAUCAGGACAAGGAGGGCACUUUCCUGGACUUUGCCAGAGAGGUGCGGCAGCGCGUCCCGGGCCUGCCGGUGAUGGCUACAGGUGGCUUUCGCAGCUUUGCCUUCUGCUGCGAUGCCGUACGAUCUGGUGGCUGCGAUGUGGUCGGCCUUUGCCGGCCGCUGUGCCUUCAGCCAGACCUGCCCCUCAGGUGGCUGCGUGGAGAGGAGGUGGAUGCAUCUUCUUAUCGCGUGAGGCUCCAAGUGCCCUUUUUUCAGAGCCUGCUCAUACCUGGCCUCAGCUACUUCUGGCACCAGCGCCAGCUUCAGCGCCUCGGAAGUGGCGAGCCUGUCGAGCCCAUCCGAAAGCUUGUCCUCCUACGGCUUCUUUGCUGCCGUCUGGUGCGUGCCUACAUCUUCGAGCCGUGCCGCCUCUCCAACAGAAACUGCCUUGGCUUGACCUUUCUGGCAGGUUUGCUGUCAGCUUUGGGAGUAUGGCAUUGCCAUACACGCCGGCGCAGCUUGCGUGCCAUCUGA